UGGAAACACACGAUUUGUUUGUUUGUUUGUCCAAUUGGAAGGAACCAUGUAUACAUAUUGUAGAAAAAAAAGAAAAAGAAAAAGAAAAGAAAGGAAAAAGAGAAAGCCUCCAAAAAAAGAGCUGAAAGCGGAAAUAUUGAGGAUUUAUAGAAGCAGCAGAAGUAAUGACUAAUGAAGGAGGAGAAGGGAGAACCACCAGUGCGACUGUUGAAAGAGACGGAGGGGGUUGAGUGUGACAACCCGAUGAUGACGAAAGCAGCAUCUCCCCCCUGAGCCCACGUGGCGCCCAACCAUGGAGGCGGUGGACAUAGGCCAUUGACUUCUACUUCUUCUCCAUUAAGCUUCGAAUCUCACCUGAGACCUCAUUGUGUGUGCGCGCGCGCGUUACCUGUAUAAUACGAUUCCCCAUCCAAUCCCUUUCCCCAAACUUCAAGUCAUCAUCUUUCUCCUGUGUCUGUGUGUGAUUAAUUAAAUGUCCGAUGCUCUUCCGGCGAGGUUCCACAUGGCGGCGUUUCCCUUCCGACGCUCUCCUACUCACCAUCCCUGUUUCACUCCUCUCCCUCCCUCCCGCCAUUUUUCGUCUUCCACCAAGUUACGGUGGCGCAUACCAGAGCAGCAGUGGCAGAAGGCAAGUGGCCUGCUGGUUGAAAGCAAAAGAAAGGGUGCUAUUUCAUGGGUAGUCAGAUCCGUCUUAAAUGAUAACAUGCCAAGUAUCAAUGGCAAAGGAGAAACUGAACCAACUAGAAUUCUUCUGGAGAGGCUCUUUUCCCAGACACAGAAACUGGAGGAACAGAUAGGUAAAGAUCCUGACAUUCCUGAAGUUGCUGAGAUCAGGUUGAGCCUAGAGAAGCUUGAAGCCGAUUUUCUUGCUGCUUUUUCAGCAUUGAAGAAGAAGGAAUAUGAUUUGCAGGAGGCGGAAAGGAAGGUCAGGUUGGAGUAUGAGGAAUUGAACCUUGCAAAGGAGGAGAUGGCGCAGCUAGAGAAAGAGAUAGCAUGUGCGAAUUCGAGGCGGGAAGAACUGGAAGAGGAGCUGAUGAAGGCGAAUCUUGGCUUAGCUUCUCAAGUCCUGGUAAUUGAUGAUCUAAAGCAGUGCCUAACAGAAAGAGAUAAAGCAAUCGUAGCUGCUAAACGCGCACUUUCACUGAAAGGAGAUGAAAUAGAAAGAAUGAGUCAGGAUUUGAGUAAGAAGAGUGAGGAAGCUGCCAGUGCUGAAUUAGAACUCAGGUCAAAAGUAAAGCUCUUAGAUGCAGCAAAUGAGAUUGUAAGGAGACAAGAGGAUGAAAUUCAUGAACUCCAGAGAAUGAUUCAAGAGAAAGAGGAAGGAAUAGAAGUUUCUAAGAUCCGGCAGAAAGCCGAACUGGACAAGCUGAGAAUUGCUGAGUCGAACUUGAAGAAACGAACGGCAGAUUGGCUUACAGCUCGACAAGAACUGAAGAAGCUGGAGGAGGAGAUGUCAAAGCAUACUGGAGAAGCAAAUGAUACGCUGAAGGACUUCGAGAGAGUUAAGGCGCUACUUGCGGAAGUUAGAUCCAAGUUAGUAUUAUCUCAGAAAUCAUUUGCUUUGUCUCGGCAAAAAGUAGAAGAGCAAGAGCAGCUUUUAGAGAAGCAGCUCGAGGAACUCAAGGAACAAAUGGAAAGUGUUCAAUCAUACACGAUCACUCUGGAAGAUGCCAAGAUGGAAAUUGAAAAUGAGAGAGUUAAGAUGAGGGUUAUUGAGGCUCGAAACAAGGAGCUUGAAAGGGAGUUAUUGAUGGAGAAAGAGGUCAUUGCAGAGUUACAGAAGGAUUUGAACAAACAGAGAGAAUCUCUGGAAAGGGCAUUUCAGGAAAUCUCAUCUCUCAACCAAGUAUUAGUCCUUAAAAAUGCAGAAUUUGAAGAAAUGGAGAAUCGGCUUCAGGUCAAGGAUGCUGAAUUAGUAGACGCCAGAUUGGAGAUCCAACAUUUAAUAUCUGAGCGUGCUUCUUUUCAAGGUUUGUUGGAGAAAAAGGAUACGGAAGUCUCUAACGCGGAGGAAGUUUUGGCAGCUGUAAAUCGAGAGAUUAUUGAGCUAAAUAUACUGAUGAAACACAGGGAGGAUCAGCUUAUCGAAGCAACCACUGCACUACAAGAGAAAGAGAUAAAUGUUCAAGCAUUAAAGCACGAGGUUGAUGAUAAUAAGCACAAGUUUUCUGAAGCUGAAUCAGUUGUGGAGAAGAUUGUUGAGCUGACACAACAUUUGGCGCUUUCGGCUGGAGAUUUUGAAGGUUUUCAUGGGACGAGCUUGCUUGAGGAAGCCAAUAAUUGCGAACCAGCUGGUGAUAACUUAAGCUGGCAGAGAACACGGCUCGAAACAGAACUUCAACUUACUAAAGAAACCCUAAGAAUGAAAGAGAUGGAAGUUCUUGCUUCGCAAAGGGCUCUGACAAUCAAAGAAGAAAAGCUCAAACUGGUUUCAAGAAAGUUGGACAACAAAGAGAUGGAAUGGAUUAAAAUGAAGGAAGAAAUGAUUCGAGAAAGCGCAGAACUCAGGCAGCUCUAUGCUUUGGCGCAAGAAAGGAUAGGUGAAAAGAGUAUUGGAGACUUGGCGAUUGAGAAACUCGAGUUAGAGGCAGCUCAGCUGGAAGUUGAGGCUGCAACUAAUGCCCUCCAGAAACUUGCUCAGAUGAGUAAAGAUCUUCUAAAUAUGGUGACUUUAAGUACCAAUUCAGAUGUUGAUAUCAGCAUCCUACUACCUCAAAGCGGCCUUAAAAAUCCGUUACACUUAGAUGAGAGCCACGGUGUUACUGAAUUUAGAACUGAAGUAGCAAAGCUCUUAGCUUUGACUGAACAGCUCGUUAUAGAGGCUGGCACAAAACAAGUGGAGAGGUGACCUAGGGCAGUGGUUAACCUUUUGUUUUAGUUUGUGGAUUAACCAUGUGUAGAUUAGCUGUAAUCUAUCUAACCAGUUGGUUUUGUUGUCAUACUUGACAUAGGGGUGAUUCUUGUCUUUUGUUCAUUCAAAGUUUCUGCCUUGUAUAACGAUGUAAAAAGAAGCCAUUUGAUUUUGUUUCAGUAAGGGAGUACGGCCAUGAUUAAGGGAAUCCCUUAUGCAUUGCCACUUAUUCUUUUGUCUGACUGGCUCAGUAAUCAGACUAGGAAAACCGAGUUUUUGUUCUUUUC
Messenger RNA from Oldenlandia corymbosa var. corymbosa, 3138 nucleotides. Lineage: Eukaryota; Viridiplantae; Streptophyta; Magnoliopsida; Gentianales; Rubiaceae. The record is from the annotation of a GenBank genome assembly.